AAACAUUCUAAAUCAACAAACAUAAUAAGUCCCGAAACAAAAUCUUGGGUCCACAAAAACUCUCAACUGAAUCAACAAUAGCAUAACCCCACUACCAUACAAACCACACUGUAUCACUCCACUCCCAAAUUCAUAAAAAGGCCAAAAAUCGAAUCCACAAAAGCAAGAAAAGAAAAAAGAGCCCAAGUGGAAUCACCAUAAAGAUUGAUGCUCCUUCCCCUCAAAUUCAGGCACUCACUCCCCCAUCCCGUCACUCUCAUCAAUCUCUCUGUCAUUUCAUCGAACAUGUGCCGGAUAUAUUUACAUUUAUUGCGGCUUCUCAAAGCUUGAGCUAGUUUUGAUGCUUGGUUGCGUGGUCGUGGAUCUGUUGCGUGAUACUUGAGCUCUGGCGAUGAAAAGAUAUCGAGGAUUUAGUUGGUUUUGGCUUCUUGUUGAUGCUUGAUGAUAUUUGGAUUUGAUUGGGAUUUCGAGGGUUGGAGUAAUGGAUGGGAGAAUGAAGAAAUAUAGGCAGUUGAGUCCGGAUAGAGCAAAAGUUUGGACUGAGAAAUCUCCCAAAUAUCGAUAUAAUCAACAUUAUAACUCUCCGCCUCCUCCUCCUCCGCCGCCGCCGCAUCAUACUGGGAAAGUUCCGGUUGUUUACUAUCUAUGCCGGAAUCGCCAGCUUGAGCAUCCGCACUUCAUGGAAGUCCCUCUGUCCAGUGAUGAUCUUUACUUGAGAGACGUGAUUGAAAGGCUUAAUGUUUUGAGAGGCAGAGGCAUCGGCUCGUUGUAUUCUUGGUCUUGCAAAAGGAGUUACAAAAAUGGGUAUGUAUGGCAUGAUCUUUGUGAUGAUGAUGUAAUUCAUCCCGCUCAUGGCAAUGAGUACAUUCUCAAGGGUUCGGAGAUCUUUGAAGAUUCGGAUCCCGGUCGCUUUAGUCCUGCUCCGACUUUUACGCCCUGCCCCCAGAACCAGGAGGAAUCGUCUUCUUCGUCUAGCUUGAAUGGCGGAACUACAAAGAGUUCGCAGGAUGAUGAGCUGUCACCUCGACUGCAGCCCCCUUGUGCGUCCGCUGCAUCCCCAGAAUCGGGUGUGGGGAAGAUUUCGUCUUGGAACGGUCCUUUAUGCCUGACAGAGUACAAGAGUGAGGGCAUUGCUAAUGCUUCCACUCAGACAGAUUCACAAGCCUGCGCAGUCAUUGAGACAGGUGUUUCAACUGAUGAUGGCUCGUUGGAACCUCAUCAAACUCAAGUCUCCGAGGAUGCAGAGAGAUCCGGGAACUCUGUUCUGCCACCUCCCUCUGCUGCCGGUGCUGCAGCAUCAAGUGGUGGUGGGGCGGAUACGUUGGAAUCUCUCAUUAGAGCUGAUGUGAGGAAGAUGAACAGCUUUAGGAUACUCGAAGAAGAAGGGUACCGAUUCCCAUCAAGAACAAAGCUCAAGAUUAUUAACAUGAUAACACAGCUAAUCUCCUGCGGCUAUGUGCAAGAGAAAGAUCACAGCUUUGUGCCAAGGUUUUCUAGCUCCAAUUUUAAGUCCCCAUUCUCGACUUCACUAACGUUGGGAGAGAUCGAUCACCUGCCUGAGAAUCCUCGUGCGAUGGGAAAGAGGGUUGCAGAUAAGAAGUGCUUUAGUGGGAGUUUGGCUGAGAAGAGUUUGCUCGAAGAAGUUGCACCCACUCUUAAACGAUCUUCUUCUUACAACGCUGAUAGAAGCACUCAGCACAUUGAUUCUAUCAAUUGUAAGGAAGAAGGAAGUUCCACAAAUUCAAAAUGUGUCCCAUUGUCAAUCAAGGCUUCUCUCACUAAGCAGCUAAGAUGUGAACUACUGAGAUCCCCUAAAUCUGAGAGACGACGUUCAUCUGAGAUUGGGGAAAGCUCGCGAAUCACUGACCCUGACGCCUCAAGCCGGAGCAGGAGGACGACAGAGCCAUGUUCUGCAGAGAACGUGAUCAGAAUCGAAGAAAGCUUGCUUCAGGAGCUCGAGUUAUAAUACAAUCCAAAGCAUCAUCGUGGGAUUAAGUGAGAGAAAAUUAGGUACACUUUUUCUUUUUCUUUUCUUUUUUUUUUUUGGGGGGGGGGGGGGGAGGUGGAUUUUUAUUGCAGAGAUGAGAAGUGGGAUCAAUCUUGAAACAUCCUAGUACAAAAUCAAGAAACUGAUAUUGAGGUUCCAACUUAAACAAGUGAAUCUCCAAAUGUGGCCAGAUCUGAUUCUUGGUUUCAGGUUUCAAAUUUCAACUUCUCCUUUGACAGUUGUAAAAGCAUUAAACAUAAAUGAAAAGCAUUAGAUAAAUUCCGUUCCUUUUGGUAGAGAAU
Molecule: messenger RNA, 2289 nt
Organism: Salvia miltiorrhiza (redroot sage)
Lineage: Eukaryota; Viridiplantae; Streptophyta; Magnoliopsida; Lamiales; Lamiaceae
Product: protein SOSEKI 3-like
Exons: 6
Coding region: 482-1966 (494 amino acids)
Source: RefSeq, a predicted model, not a curated record